Raphanus sativus (radish) is the source of this 993-nucleotide messenger RNA. Its product is annotated as lysM domain-containing GPI-anchored protein 1-like. Lineage: Eukaryota; Viridiplantae; Streptophyta; Magnoliopsida; Brassicales; Brassicaceae. The annotation marks the transcript as partial. The record is from RefSeq and is a predicted model, not a curated record. The transcript has 3 exons.
ACUACUCUCUCUCUCUCUCUCCUCCAUUUCAAAAAAGUUUCUACUUUUCUUCUGACUCUCACUCUCUCUCCUCAACAAGAAAGAAGAAGAAGAAAGAUUCUCUCUCUACAAAACUCCUGAGACUUCUUACUCUGUCCAUUGUUCUGUAAUAGAAAGAUAGAGAGCAUGAGAGAGAUUGUCCUUCUCCUCCUAGCUUCGAGCUUACUCUCCACAUCAACAACGGCUAAAUCAACCAUCGAGCCGUGCUCGAGCAACGACACGUGCAACUCCUUACUCGGCUACACCCUCUACACCGACCUCAAAGUCUCGGAAGUAGCGUCCCUCUUCCAAACAGACCCAAUCUCCCUCCUCCUCGCCAACGCCAUCGACAUCUCCUACCCUGACGUCGAGAACCACAUCCUCCCUUCCAACCUCUUCCUCAAAAUCCCCCUCACCUGCUCCUGCCUCGACGGCAUCCGUAAAUCACUCUCCACGCGCUACAAGACCCGCCCUUCCGACACGCUAGCUUCCAUCGCCGGCUCCGUCUACGGCGGUCUGGUCUCCGCCGAGCAGAUCCAGGAGGCUAACUCGGUUGCUGAUCCGUCGUUGCUCGAUGUCGGGACGAGUCUUGUUGUCCCUCUCCCUUGCGCUUGCUUCAACGGGAGUGAUGAUUCUUUGCCUGCGGUUUAUCUGUCGUAUGUGGUGAGAGGGGUUGAUACGUUGGCGGGGAUAGCGAGGAGGUAUGAGACUACUGUUUCUGAUUUGAUGAAUGUGAAUGCUAUGGGUGCUCCUGAUGUUAGCUCCGGUGAUAUCCUCGCCGUUCCUUUGUCAGCUUGUGCUUCAAACUUCCCCAAGUAUGCUUCGGAUUUCGGAUUGAUAGUUCCAAAUGGUAGCUACGCUCUAGCCGCAGGUCACUGCGUGCAAUGCAGCUGCGCGCUUGGGAGCCGCAGUUUGUAUUGUGAGCCUGCUUCUUUAGCCGUAUCUUGCUCGAGUAUGCAGUGUAGAAACAGCAAC